Molecule: messenger RNA, 3587 nt
Organism: Anolis sagrei ordinatus
Lineage: Eukaryota; Metazoa; Chordata; Lepidosauria; Squamata; Anolidae
Source: RefSeq, a predicted model, not a curated record
GGCGGGCGGCGCAUGCGCAGUACCCAAAGCCCGGGUUGGAGUCGCUUCCUCUUAACGCCGCCGCGAAGAGCAGAGCCGAGCAGAGCCGGGCGGCGGAAGAAGCGAAGGCAGUCCGAGCGAAGCAUUGCCUCGCGGUUCGGAACAGCUGAAAGUGGCUUUGCAGGCCAAGCGCCAUGAAGAACCAAGAGGGAGACAGCCCUUCCCAAAGGAACCUCUGCCCAACUCUGGAGGAUGGAGGCUUCACAGAAGGGACUGUGGGAGGCAGUGAGGGACUGUCCCCUUCGAAGCCUCCAGUGGAUGGAAGCCUUGAGAACCCGGUUGGUGAGAAACAGAGCAAAAAGGAGGAGGCACCCUUGGCCUGCGAUGUUUCGGAGGAGCUGAGCCGGCAACUGGAGGACAUCCUCAGCACGUACUGCAUGGACAGCCAGCAGGAGGAGAGCGGUCAGAGCGAGGUGGCUGAGGUGGAGGAGGCAGAGAAGGGCCGGAGCGAGUCCCCCAGGAAUGGGGAGCCGGAGCAGAUCAGCCCUGAGAUCAACGGGGAGAAAGAGGGGCCCCGGGGACACGGCGACGACAGUGGGGAGCGGGACCCCAAGCGCAGCCAGGAGAAGAGGAAAGCCAAGGGGCUCGGUAAGGAAAUCACACUCCUGAUGCAGACGCUCAACACUCUCAGCACUUCAGAGGAGAAGCUGGCAGCCCUCUGCAAGAAGUACGCUGAGCUGUUGGAAGAGCACCGAAACUCCCAGAAGCAGAUGAAGAUCCUGCAGAAGAAGCAGAGCCAGAUGGUGCAGGAGAAGGACCACUUGCGGAGCGAACACAGCAAGGCCAUCUUGGCCCGGAGCAAGUUGGAAAGUCUUUGCCGGGAGCUGCAGCGGCACAACCGUACCCUCAAGGAGGAGGGUGUCCAAAGAGCCCGCGAAGAGGAAGAGAAGCGGAAGGAGGUGACGUCCCACUUUCAAGUGACGCUUAAUGACAUCCAGCUGCAGAUGGAGCAGCACAAUGAAAGGAACUCCAAACUGCGGCAGGAGAACAUGGAGCUGGCAGAGAGGCUCAAGAAGCUCAUUGAGCAGUAUGAGCUGCGAGAGGAGCACAUUGACAAGGUCUUCAAGCACAAGGACCUGCAGCAGCAACUGGUGGAUGCCAAGCUGCAUCAGGCGCAGGAGAUGCUGAAGGAAGCCGAGGAGCGGCAUCAGCGGGAGAAGGACUUUCUGCUGAAAGAAGCAGUUGAGUCCCAACGGAUGUGCGAGUUGAUGAAGCAACAGGAGACGCACCUGAAGCAGCAGCUGGCCCUUUACACCGAGAAGUUCGAGGAGUUUCAGAACACACUUUCCAAAAGCAGUGAGGUGUUCACCACCUUCAAACAGGAAAUGGAAAAGAUGACGAAGAAGAUCAAGAAGCUGGAGAAAGAGACCACCAUGUACCGCUCCCGCUGGGAAAGCAGCAARAAGGCCCUGCUGGAAAUGGCUGAAGAGAAAACCCUGCGGGACAAAGAGCUAGAAGGCUUGCAGGCCAAGAUCCAGCGCCUGGAGAAGCUCUGCCGGGCCUUGCAGACAGAGCGCAAUGACCUGAACAAGAAGGUGCAGGACCUUUGCGCCCUGGCUUCUCCACCAGCCAACAUGGACGCCCAGCAAGGCGAAUCAGAAGAAGUGGCUGCACAGGGUCCGGACCCGUCCGGCGAGUGCCUUGUGGGACUCACCGAAAGCCCCGGAGAACCCAGCAUAGGAGCCUCCAAACCUGAAACCGAGUGAAGAAAAGGGCGGCGAGCAGGCCUCUGCAGAGACUGAUCCAUUCCGGGCCUCAAGGGAGGCGAGGAAGGGAGUCCGCCGGCAGGUUUCCCAGUUCAAUACCGAAGGCUCUUUCUCUCUCUUCUCUCCCUUUUACCCCACUCUUCUUCUUCUUCUUUUGUUUGGCUUCUUUUUGCAAAACUAUCUCAAGCUAUUCUCUGCGACACGGUCCACUGUUUGAUAGUGAUUCCAAAUGUAAACCGAUCCAAGGCACCGGAAACUGGGGGAUUAUGGGGAGGGGUCCGCAAUUCCCAGUUUCGCUCCACGCUAACUUUAUCCCCCUGUUCAAGCAAAAAGAGUGGAUUUUGCAGGGAACUCCGAGCAGAUAUUGUAGCUUUUCUUUUGUUGUCCCCCGUAAAAGAAAGCUACAACGUACGUUCUCCAGAGUUGUAGGGUUUUUGUUAUUUUUCCCCCUCCCCACAUACAAAAAAAAAGCAGGGUUUGUCUUCUGGAGAAUAAGACAGAUAUGAGAAAGAAGAGAUGGGAAGGUUGAAGUGUGCUGUCUUUUUGGGGGCCAUGUCCCCCUCUUCCAGGACUUUGUUUGCGACUUCCGGGAUCUUUCUCGAAACAUAGCCUUACGACUUUCACCCGUUGCCUCGAUGCUUUAUAUGCAGACACACGCACAAUGACGUGUAUGUAUUAAAUGGAACUUGAUCCAAAGGUUUUUUUUCCUUCCUUUUUUGCACAUGCCAAGGGGGGGAUUAUGUCUAGCUGCAAGAAUGGCAUGCAGACAGAUAUAUAUGGCCCUUUAUGAUGUAUUAGCCUCCCCUUUUUGGGAGCUCAGUCCUAAAUCUCUCGUAGGUUCGGAGAGAUGGAACCUUAAGCUCUCAGAACCAAGGAAACGGAGGAGUUUACAGGGCUUUAUGGGAAGGAUUUGGAUUCUGUUUCCUUACCUGUAAGCACUUUGGAGUCCAAAAAUCCUCGUCAGUGCAUUUCUACAUGGUGGAAUUAUUGUGGUUUGAUGCCACUUUAACUGCCUUAUCUCAGUGCUGUGGGGUCCCACGAUCCCACAGCGUUGGCGAUGAAUGUGGUUUGUACCUUUGCAUCCAAUAAGAACAAAAGCGGCGUCAAAACUGCAUUGAUGCUACAAUGUAGAUGCAUUUUUAGUUUGGGACUUUGCUCUGCUCAGGAGGCCUGGUUGAGGAUUGCAAUCCAGUCUUGCAUCCGAUUGCAAACCUCUCAGCUUUUUGUUUUUCCUUUCCAAACCUACCUUUUUGGGGUCAUUUUUAAGCCUCGAACCCUUUGCCUGGCUGGUCUUAUCCUUCUUCCGCUUUGCAUUCCAACCCAGUGAGUAAGGAAAGCUUUGGGAGGAGCAUCCCAUGGCAUUAAAGGGCUGCAUGGAGUGAGAAUUAAAUGAAUAAUGUUGUUGGACUGCAGCUCCCAGCAUGCCUCAGGCUUGCUUGGCUGAUGAGAGGUACAGUUCAGCAGCAUUUGUGAAGCUUUAGGGUUCCUAUCCCACCCCCUUUGGGCUUCAAAUAAGGCUUUGGGAUUUAUGUCACAGCCGCCAAUGCUGAGUUGAGAGGUGGGCCCCUCGGCUAUUUCUUUUGGGGCCCGCAUUCCUUUCCACUUUAAAGGGCCCCUUCCGGUUCCUGGCAAGACGGUCCCAUGGCAAGUGAAUGUACUUUCUCCGCCAAAGCGACCGCCUUGUGGCCAGGCCUUUUUUGCUUGCUUCCUUCCUUCCUCUUGGCUCUUCUUGGGACUUCUUUCUUCUUCCGACGCUGUGGUAUCAAUAGCCUAUAAUCACCAGAUCCGUUGUAUGUAUCUUUGUAUCCAAUAGAAAUGAACAUAAAACUUGAUGACAAGAAA